This is a messenger RNA of Lathyrus oleraceus (garden pea), 808 nucleotides long. RefSeq lists its product as uncharacterized. The record is from RefSeq and is a predicted model, not a curated record. The transcript is spliced from 10 exons. Bases 84 to 590 code for a protein of 168 amino acids. Gene Ontology annotation, molecular function: calcium ion binding. NCBI's taxonomy places the organism in Eukaryota, Viridiplantae, Streptophyta, Magnoliopsida, Fabales, Fabaceae.
ACAAAAAAAAAGUUAAAAGUGGAAGUGUUUUGUAUUGGGGGGUGUUAAGUUAGAAUUAAGAAAGAGAGAGCGGAGGAUAGAGGAUGAAUGAGACAGUAGUGCGGGAAUGGUUCGAUCGAGUUGACUCGGACAAAAGUGGAAGCAUAACCGCGCUCCAACUCAAGAGAGCUCUAGGUAAGGGAAACCUGGAAUUUUCCCUCUCCGUUGUGGAACAGAUGAUCAGGAUGUACGAUUUUGAUAGGAAUGGUACCAUGAGUUUUCAAGAAUUCCUUGCCCUCAACAACUUUCUUCUUAAGGUUCAACAUGCAUUUUCUGAUCUAGAAAAGGGUCGUGGUUUUCUUCUACCCGAUGAUGUCUUUCAGGCUGUGGUGAAAAUUGGCUUCAUGCUGGAUUCUCCUGCUUUUUACUCUGUCUGUGAGAGUUUUGAUCAAAGUAAAAAUGGAAGGUUUCGGCUGGAUGACUUCAUAUCACUCUGUAUAUUCUUACAAUCAGCUCGGAAUCUAUUUACUUCAUUUGAUACCGCGAAACAAGGCAGAGUUACUCUCGAUCUGAAUCAGUUUGUCUAUUGUACUGCCAAUUGUAGGAUAUGAUUGGACUAUAUGGUGACUUGGGAAGACAUUGUUAGACCAGUUUAAGUUGUGUUGUACCAGUAUCAGAUCUAAACGACAUUUUAAGCCUUGCUGUUUCUCUGCCAAAGAUACACUACCUUUUUUUCUUUUUGAUGUUGUAAUUUUCUUUAUCAAACUAGUUUUCACUGAUAAACACAAGUAUCCUACAUAAUUUGGUUUUAUACUAUUUAUAUCGUUAA